This is a messenger RNA of Neltuma alba, 1864 nucleotides long. RefSeq names its product shaggy-related protein kinase zeta. Gene Ontology annotation, cellular component: cytoplasm; nucleus. Gene Ontology annotation, biological process: peptidyl-threonine phosphorylation; brassinosteroid mediated signaling pathway; cell differentiation. Bases 210 to 1445 code for a protein of 411 amino acids. The transcript is spliced from 11 exons. The record is from RefSeq and is a predicted model, not a curated record. Gene Ontology annotation, molecular function: ATP binding; protein serine/threonine kinase activity. NCBI's taxonomy places the organism in Eukaryota, Viridiplantae, Streptophyta, Magnoliopsida, Fabales, Fabaceae.
AAGAGAGAGACGCGAAGAGGAGAGAGAGGGAGACACUAGAGGGGGAGAGGGAGAGGGAGAGGGAGAGGGGAGUUUGUGUGACUGACAUUGCCUCCAUCCCCUUUGGGCCGCACCACCAUCAACCACCGCUAGCGACAAUUCCACAACCACCACCGCAGGCACAAGCUGGAAAUGAACCACUGAAGGUGGCUGCUCGCCGUGGCUCCGAUAUGGAGACCGAUAAGGAAAUGUCAGCUACUGUUGUUGAGGGGAAUGAUGCAGUCACUGGCCACAUAAUAUCCACCACCAUUGGAGGCAAAAAUGGGGAACCUAAACAGACCAUCAGUUACAUGGCAGAACGAAUUGUUGGAACCGGAUCAUUUGGAAUUGUUUUCCAGGCAAAGUGCUUGGAGACUGGGGAAUCAGUGGCUAUAAAGAAGGUCUUGCAGGACAGGCGGUACAAGAAUCGUGAACUGCAGUUAAUGCGAUUGAUGGAUCAUCCAAAUGUGAUUUCUCUUAAGCACUGUUUCUUCUCUACAACUAGCAGAGACGAACUUUUUCUGAACUUGGUUAUGGAAUAUGUACCUGAGACAAUGUAUCGAGUUCUAAAACACUAUAGUAGUAUGAACCAGAGGAUGCCCCUCAUCUAUGUGAAACUUUACACAUACCAAAUCUUUAGGGGACUGGCAUAUAUCCAUACUGUACCGGGAGUUUGCCAUAGAGAUGUGAAGCCUCAAAAUCUUUUGGUUGAUCCUCUCACACACCAAGUGAAGCUUUGUGAUUUUGGGAGUGCUAAAGUUUUGGUAAAGGGUGAAUCAAACAUUUCCUACAUAUGUUCACGUUACUAUCGAGCUCCGGAACUAAUAUUUGGUGCGACAGAAUACACAACUUCAAUUGAUAUCUGGUCAGCUGGUUGCGUCCUUGCCGAACUUCUUCUAGGCCAGGUUCGUAUCAUUACUCAUGCUGAAGAAGCGCCCCUCCUAAUCCCUUUUCAGUUAGUCAUUUGUAGUUGCUUAUGGUUUCGAAUGUUUCUUCAGCCAUUGUUUCCAGGAGACAAUCAGGUGGACCAACUUGUGGAAAUCAUCAAGGUUCUUGGUAGCCCAACUCGAGAAGAAAUUCGUUGCAUGAACCCAAAUUAUACAGAUUUUAGAUUUCCACAAAUUAAAGCUCACCCUUGGCACAAGGUUUUUCAUAAGCGAAUGCCACCUGAAGCGAUUGACCUUACUUCAAGGCUUCUCCAAUAUUCACCUAGUUUUCGAUGUACUGCGCUGCAAGCAUGUGCACAUCCUUUCUUUGAUGAGCUUCGUGAACCUAAUGCCAGACUGCCUAAUGGCCGCCCGCUGCCCCCGCUUUUCAACUUUAAACAGGAACUGUCCGGAGCAUCACCUGAACUGAUCAGCAAGCUCAUCCCAGAGCAUGUCAGGCGGCAGAGCAUUCUGGGCUUCCAGAUUCCACCUGGUACAUAGAUGUAAAGAGAAGAGAAAAUGGAGUAAACCAAUCUAGUGAUCAACAAGAAACAAGAAACAAAGGAGGGCCUAUCUUGGGUCAUAAGUGGGGGUUCUGGCGCUAUUUGCAGUUUUUGUCCCCAUGUGAGGAUGUAUACAUGUAGUGGCUCCGUGGCAUAGCCUGGAAAUUGGUGAUUGUCUAAUAUGUCAUUUUAGUUAAAAGGCAUACUUAUUUACUGCAUCUGUACAUUGUUUUUGAUCAGAUCCCAGAAAGCUAGGAGUAUAGAAUGUUGAUCGAAUUCGCUUCUGCAUAGGUAGUGGCUGCCAGAGCCUGCCAGGAAAUCAGGGGGCCUCGGCCGUAAGUUUGUGUUGCUUUUUUUACAUGAUCAUAUUCAUGGUGUUGUUUCUAUUCAUGCAUGUCAAUCUUGGGUUCGAAGCUA